UACAAAACUUUUAGCUCCCGUGUGCCAUGCUAGGCCUGAGAGAAACUGCAGGCCAAAUAUCAUUUAAAAAACAAAUAAAAAAACAAAAGGGAAAAAAAGAAAACCCAAAUUCGAAAUCGCUGUAAUUGUAAUAGAUUAAUUAUGUUAGUGAUGUGAGAUUGGUAUGGAAUCUACACUCUUCAAAAAAGUUGGUGUCUUUUCCCUCUCAGAGUAUCGUUUCAAUUUUGCGCCAUUUGCGAUCUGCUUGUGGAAUUCUUCUUCAUAGUCUGUGCUAGUAGAUUUGUAGUGGUUGAUUAUGGCAGACACAGGCUCAGUUGAUGUAAUUCUGGACUUUUUAAAGAGAAAUCGCUUCACUAGAGCUGAGGCAGCAUUGCGCAGUGAGCUUAGUAAUCGCCCUGAUUUGAAUGGAUUUCUUAGCAAACUUACCCUUGAAGACAAAGAUUCAGGAAAUAUAUUGGAAGAAGAGAAUGGGAGCAAACCAAGAAGUGAUAACCGAGGGCUUUAUUCUCGAAAUAGCUGCGAAGUUUCUAAUGAACUUAUUGUUAAAGAAAUAGAGUGUGGGACAGGCAGAAAUGGUUCUGAAAGCAAAUGGAGAAACUCUGCCUUGGUUGGAGAUUGGAGUGGUAAGCCCAAUGAAGCAGUGGCUGCAAAUGACUCUGAGGAUAAUUUGCUUGAUUUAUACUCAUGGAACUUUAAUUCCCGUAAUGGUCAUUCUUCAGAUCCUUACAGAAAUGAUGGUGGUACUGGUAAUGGUACUGAUAGCUUCUCAUGUAGAUCAACUGCAAAAUCUGGAGAAGAGGCUAUCUUUUCAAGUGAACAGAGAAGUUUGUGGCUUGGAGGUACUAGUACUGCUAAAAUUGAAUCCAAGCAUGAAAGAAUUCAAACAAGUGAAGCAAUAGAACUUGAUCAGCAACUUAAGACUACUAUUACAUACUCUGCAGAUAACACAUGGUCUAGAAGUGAGGGACCCACUAGCUCUGCAGCACCAUGGAAAGAUUGUUCUGUCAAAACUAUUUUUCCAUUUCCCAAGGGGGAUGUGUCAACCAGUUAUGAUACUGGUUCUGGUUUGGAUAAACGAGAAGGAAAGAAAAAAACUGACAUGGGUGAUGUUAGGGUGGCAAUCAAAGAGCAGGUGGAUGAAGUUGGAAGAGCAUUAUAUUUUGGAAAAUCUCAAGGGAAUCUGGAGCAAAAGAAUUCAGCCGGCUUGAGUUUUUCUCUUGCAUCUGAUAAUCCAAAGGAAGAAUUUCCAAGGCUUCCACCUGUUAAACUCAAGUCAGAGGACAAGCCACUGAAUGUCAAUUGGCAGGAAAAGUUUGAGCGUGAUGGGCCAGGUGGAAAGCACAGCAGUGCUGAUAAUACUUUCCUUAUUGGGUCGUAUCUUGAUGUUCCUAUUGGACAAGAAAUCAACUCUUCAGGUGGAAAAAGGGUUGCAGGAGGCAGCUGGUUAUCUGUGAGUCAAGGAAUUGCUGAGGAUACAUCUGAUUUAGUUUCUGGUUUUGCUACCAUUGGUGAUGGAUUAAGUGAAUCCAUUGACUAUCCAAAUGAAUAUUGGGAUUCUGACGAGUAUGAUGACGAUGAUGAUGUUGGAUACAUGAGACAGCCGAUUGAGGAUGAGGCCUGGUUUUUGGCCCAUGAAAUUGACUACCCAAGUGACAAUGAAAAGGGAACAGUGCAUGGGAGUGUGCCGGAUCCUCAAGAAAGAGGUCCUACCAAAGAUGAGGAUGAUGAUCAAUCUUUUGCCGAGGAGGACUCUUACUUCUCUGGUGAGCAGUAUUUUCAAUCAAAGGCUGUCGAACCAAUUACAGCUUCAGAGGAUCCUAUAGGACUGUCAGUGACUGAAAUGUACAGGAGGUCUGAUGAAAAUGAUUUAAUAGCUCAAUAUGAUGGGCAAUUAAUGGAUGAAGAAGAACUAAAUUUGAUGCGUUCCGAACCUGUCUGGCAGGGAUUUGUUACACAGACAAAUGAGCUCAUCAUGCUAGGGGAUGGGAAGGCCUUGAAUGACUCUGGAAGACCACGGCUGGAUGAUAUCUGUGUUGAUGAUGAUCAGCAUGGUUCGGUUAGAUCAAUCGGCGUGGGUAUCAACAGUGAUGCUGCUGAUUUUGGCAGUGAAAUUCGUGAAAGUUUGGUUGGGGGUAGUAGUGAAGGGGAUAUAGAGUACUUUCACGAGCAUGAUGUUGGAAUUGGUGGGUCGAGACCCUCUCUCCAAGAAACAGACAAAAAAUAUGUUGAUAGACAAAACAGAGAUAAAAAAAGAAUUAGUAAACAGGAUCCCAAUAUAUAUGUGGCUGUGAAUGAUAAAGUUGCAUCUUCCCUAGUAAAAGAUAAUAGAGAUGGGGGAUUUUCAUUUCCUCCACCUUUGAGGGAUGGGCAGUUGGUGCCUGCAGGAUCUAGUAAAUCUUUAUGGUCAAACAAUACUAAAACAAUUAUUGGUCUUGAGACAGAUGGCCGGAUGAAUGCUUCAGUGGGGACUGAUGGCAUGCUGGCUGCAUGGAGGCAGAAAAGCAGUGAUUCUUCAACUGUCAAAAGUUCUAGGGAUGAGAAUAAUGCCAAUGCUGUUAGAUCAGGAGCUUCUUCUCCCUCUACACUCUCAAAUUACUGUUAUGCGGAACAAGAGCAUGCAAAAAAAGAAGAGAAUGAGAAAAUUGGCAGCGCAAGGGAAGAAGAUCCUGGGGCGUCACUAGAGGAUGAAGAGGCAGCUGCUGUUCAAGAGCAAGUAAGGCAAAUCAAGGCUCAGGAGGAGGAAUUUGAAACUUUCAACCUAAAGAUUGUGCAUAGGAAAAACAGAACUGGCUUUGAGGAGGACAAGAACUUCCAUGUUGUUUUGAAUUCUGUAAUAGCUGGGCGCUAUCAUGUCACCGAGUAUCUUGGAUCAGCUGCUUUUAGUAAAGCUAUACAAGCACAUGACCUGCAUACAGGAAUGGAUGUCUGCGUUAAAAUCAUAAAAAACAACAAGGAUUUCUUUGAUCAGAGUCUUGAUGAGAUAAAGCUUCUAAAGUAUGUAAACAAGCAUGAUCCUGCUGACAAGUACCACAUCCUCAGAUUGUAUGAUUACUUCUAUUAUCGAGAGCAUUUAUUGAUUGUAUGUGAGCUUCUCAAGGCAAAUUUAUAUGAGUUCCAUAAGUUCAAUAGAGAAUCAGGAGGAGAGGUCUAUUUCACAAUGCCAAGAUUGCAGUCAAUUACCAUUCAAUGUUUGGAGGCACUUCAGUUUUUGCAUGGACUUGGACUUAUACACUGUGAUUUAAAGCCUGAGAAUAUAUUGGUGAAAAGCUACAGUAGAUGUGAGGUGAAAGUCAUUGACCUUGGGAGUAGCUGUUUCGAGACAGAUCAUCUAUGCUCUUAUGUUCAAUCCAGAUCCUAUCGUGCACCAGAGGUUAUCUUGGGACUUCCAUAUGAUAAGAAGAUAGAUAUUUGGUCUCUUGGCUGCAUCUUGGCAGAACUUUGUACAGGCAAUGUACUCUUCCAAAAUGAUUCACCAGCAACAUUACUGGCACGAGUUAUUGGAAUUAUAGGUCCGAUUGAUCAAGUUAUGCUAGCUAAAGGACGAGAUACCUACAAGUAUUUUACCAAGAAUCACAUGGUUUAUGAGCGGAAUCAGGACACCAAUAGACUGGAAUACUUAAUACCGAAAAAGACAUCCUUGAGGCACCGAUUGCCAAUGGGAGAUCAAGGUUUCAUAGACUUUGUUGCUCAUUUGCUUGAAGUAAACCCAAAGAAGCGCCCAUCUGCAUUGGAGGCUCUGAAGCACCCAUGGCUGUCGUACCCUUAUGAACCAAUAUCAGCUUGAAUAUUGAGGAUUGCGGAUCCCACAUGCUGCAGGUGCCUCAUGCUUAGUUUAGGUGUCUUGUUGGAAGAAAGGAGCAACUGAUACUGGUAAUCUAUUUAAAUCGAUCUUAAUGUUUUUGCUCCCUGACGGACCUGCAUGCAUUGAAAAUGUGUUUGGUUGUGGGUGAAUCUAUUUCUUUUUCUGCUUCUGUUACCAAGUUGUAUUUUAAAUUGCCGUAAUCAAGAAUGUAAUUUUGCACGCACUCAUAGGGGUUUUCUUUCUCCGCCUUGUUUUAUCUGGUCAAAGGGGAAUCUUAAGCCUUGUUGUACAUGGAAGUGUGCCUUUUGUUUUAGGUUUAGUAGUAGCAUGUGGAUAUAGCUGAUUGUCCAAUAUUUUUAAUGCUUGGCUGGCUCAGUCUCCAGAAAAUUUAUUGCACCCCACAUCUUCGGAGGGAGCAAUGCAAGGUAAGAAAGCUUUGGUUCAUUUGACUACCAACUGGGUUUAGCAAAUAUCUAAAACUAUUGAUUAGUCAUUUGGUAGUGUUCCCCUAGCACUGUCGCAGUAACGGUUGAAAUCUCAGAAUGUUUUAGGCCUUUUUUGUCUCUGUAUUUUUCAUCUAUUGGCACGAGAUGUUGAAUGCAAAUGAAAAACAUAUUUUUGGCUUGUUCA
Ricinus communis (castor bean) is the source of this 4432-nucleotide messenger RNA. RefSeq lists its product as uncharacterized. NCBI's taxonomy places the organism in Eukaryota, Viridiplantae, Streptophyta, Magnoliopsida, Malpighiales, Euphorbiaceae. The record is from RefSeq and is a predicted model, not a curated record. Gene Ontology annotation, biological process: peptidyl-serine phosphorylation; peptidyl-threonine phosphorylation. Bases 296 to 3784 code for a protein of 1162 amino acids. Gene Ontology annotation, cellular component: cytoplasm. Gene Ontology annotation, molecular function: protein serine/threonine kinase activity; protein tyrosine kinase activity; ATP binding. The transcript is spliced from 8 exons.